AUGCAUAUGGGUGAUGCUGUGUCGGAUGAUGUGGGCUACACCCCUGUCUCAGAGAUUGUUUGUGAGGCCCUUAGCCUGGAGCCGGAGAUCUUUCCGUUGCGAUGUGCGGUUCUUAAGGCCGACUUCCCAUCUACCUUCUUUACUGUGCACCACGAACUCCCCACAUCUGCUGCAACCUUUCACGAAGCCGUUGUCAGCUGCUUCGUGAAACAGGAGGGAGAUGUCGCAUGCUCGCAGAUUGCCGCUCUAAGGCCACAAGCACUCUGCCCUUUCGCCUCGUUCGUUCUUGUGCCAGAUUGGGCUGCCCAUCUCGGUAAGGUUGUCUAUGUCCUGGACUUUUCCCGAUGUGGGGGUCCCGCGUAUGCUGUGUGCAACUGGAGCCAUGUCACAUGGGCUCACCUUGCUACCAUUGCUGGCAUACAUGUCUCAGGACAGUGGCACGUCUUCGCACCAAAGCAGGCCAAACCACUUGAACCACAAGACUUUGUUACCGCGUUCAAUGGUGACGUUUUUCGAUUUGUCCCGGAGGGCACUUCUGUCGGCGACUCCCCCACACUCCGAGCAAAGCUCACCCACUACGGAUACUGGGGGGACCGGGACGUCGUUCCUGCCUUUGAGACUGACACUGCCGAACGCUGGCUCUUCCUUCGCAGUCAUGUUACCCGCACCCCUGUCUGCUGCGCCGACAGCCAUGAAGGUUUGUUAAGGGCUCUUGCUGAGUCCACGCAAAAUGAGCCGGAGGAGCUGUCGUUUGGUUUUGCAAGGCAUGACAGCCCACUUCUUGGCACUUUGCGUCAUGGGCGCCGCAUUCACGGGGUUGCAGCAGGAGAACCACGGCCGGCUUCUGGCAGUCAUGUCAAGGAGUAUGCAGCUAUAGCCUUCCUCGAUCCCCGAAGUGCUGGUGCUGAGCCGUCCAUGCUUGUGUGCAGCCCGGGAUGGUUUGAGUUUGACAGGAUAGUCCGGUUUCUCGCUGUGAGGGCUCCUCCCGGCUUCCAACCAGUCCCGUACGGGGUUCCGUUUGUGAAAGGGCGAGUCUAUCUGACUCAUGAGUGCACUGUCGCGAUCUUUCUCCGCCCAGGACGGGCGCCUCUCGAUGCAGCUGCUGCGCCUGUUCCUGAACCUUCGGGGCCCUCUUCCAGCCCCAUAGCGCCGGGACAUGCACAUGUCGGACAGGCACGGGGUAUUGCGCACUUGCCUACCCGUUUCGAUAGACAUUCAGAGGACGGUCCUACUGCGCACUUCGCGCUUGACCUUGCUGAGGAGGUUGUUGCUGAGGACGAACAGGGCGAGAUUGUUCAGGUAGGCUUUCUCCUGUUCUCGCCGCGAUAUGCACAUGAGGUUGUUCAGCUUGCCCUGCGUUUGCCUGGGGCUCUGGGGGACAUCCUUUCUGAAGUCUCCUCGGCCAGGGACAGUGCAGCCUCUGUGUUUUUUGAUAGCCUCACUCCUGUUGGCCCACAACCUGACUGUGGGUUUGUUGCGCUACUUGCGAUGCCAGAAUGGGAUGACCAGGGCAGUGUCAUCCUUGUCGACGCACGCCAAGUUGAUGGGAGAAUCUUUGCCUUGACCCUCCCCUGUCACUGCAAGCGUUCUUCCUUGUUAUUGCAGGCUGAGGUCGCUGAUCGUCCUGGAAUGCAGGUACUGCUAUAUGGUACGGACAUGACACCUGACCAGCUCUACCGCAUAUAUCGGGGCUCCCUUAUCAGGAUCUUACCUGCUGGUGCGCAGACGCCCGUUGCACUUAGAAUUGAAGACCUGCUUGUCGUUGGGCGACAGUGGACCAUUCCAUGCCCCGUCUAUCCAGGGAUCCAGGAUACGGCUUUCUGGACUCUUUCUGACGCAGGUCAUAAACUGCUGCCGAUUGCGGUUAGGGACUCAGAUUCGUCUGCCGAGCUCAAAGAAGCGACCUCUAGGGCGUUCCUGUACAACAUUGAGCAAACCACAGUUUGCCCGUCGGUUCCACGUGUCCGCGACGCGUCCUACAAAGGGCGGGACUGUGCUGCUAUCCUGGUUUCUACGGAGUCUAUCUCCAGACUGCCUAUCCCUCCUGGACUCCCCCUGCACCGUCAGCAUGUCAUCAUCCUUGACGAGAGGUUGCUGUUGCGAGAUUUCUCCUGGAGGCUUGCGGCACAAGGGGUUGUUGACUUUGAUAGUCUAACUCAGGAAUACCAGGCUUUCGCACCAGAGGGUUAUGCCAUCAACAUCAAUGGCGGACACCCCGAGCUCCGUGGACAGCGCACCUUGCUGCACGUCACGACAGCGGGUGCGAACCUGAGGAUUCAGACUCUGACCCGAGCAGCGGUGCUGAUCGGCCUUCACCAGACACACCCGGCAGUAAUGUGCCUGCAGUUGAUUGCCCUGGAGACCAUUCUGCUUCUCGAAGCCGGUCUCCGCGCAGACAACGGGAAGGAACCUGCCGUCUUUGCCAGCUGCCAGACAGAGACUCACAUUACUUCCUUCCUGCCACAUGUUCCCACCUCUGCUGUCUCCUCUGGUGAAGGUGUCUUUACCUGUGCGUCUUCGGACCAACCCCUUCAUGGCGCUGACAGUUUUGACUUUCUUCAAUACUAUGCAGGUGCUGUUGGACUCCCUUGGAGAUACAGCUCUGCUUGGGAAAUUCGGAUUGGCGACACCCGCGUGCAUCCCUACCAGCGGCGCGGCCCUGUUCCACUCCUCUCUAUUGUGCUUAUCAGCGGUCUUUUGGUCCAGACUGCUGCCGCCUGGGGGCCCUCCAGUGAGGAGGCACAGCAUGGUCAUCACAACUUUUCGGCUCUGCCUGGACCUGAACUGCCCCUGCCAUCGCAGCCGCCUUCUGCCUGGGUUAGCCAACGAGAAGAAGGGCUGCUGUCUUUGCUACUCCUAGGGGUCGUAGAUGUCAUGUGUGGCAACACUUUUAUCAGACAUGCUUUUGUUGAAAGCAGGUGGUGCUAUACCUCUGUCCUCCUCCUUGUGAGUGCUCAGCUUCUCCUCUGUCAUUUUCUGCACUGUCGAGCCGGUAAGUCGAUCGUGUGCCAUCCAUAUCGCCGGCAUCGGAUCCCUGACUCUCCGAGCCUUGCUGCCGCACUCGAAGGGGUCACUCGGCAGGAGAACCCGGUCCUUCGCUUGUUGCGGCACUUCCAGCCUGACCACACUCCAGGGCGUGUUGAUGACCCGCCCUUUCAAGUGCAAGAGCCUACACCUGCGGCUGAUGACCAAGUUGACGGCCUGGUUAACGGCACUUUUGCCGUUCUUGCAAUUGAGACGAGACCGGAUGUUGUUGCUGUUCCUUUCCGUGUGCCGGCGGGUCCCGGCCUUGUGACUUCCCAGGUGCAGUCUGCACGAUUCCCACGGCAACGGGAAAUUUACCCCAGGAUUCUCGCCGUCAUGCCGCAGCCGCGACAGUAUGCUGUCUUCCUUGCGGUCCCAGCUUGGCCAACACCAGCACUCCCAGUCUUGUUUGACUGUCGCGCCUUUAGUGGCGUCAUGCAUGCUGCUCUUGUUCCUUUUACUGCCACGAGAGAGGACAUCCUUGACAAUGCUGGCAUUGACAGCGGAUCUCUUGUUGAUGUUUGGGUACCGUCGCAAGACACCCCUUUACAACAUGGCCAAAACGCGUCUCUCUUUGAGGGCGCCUUGGUCACCAUUUCUCCUGUUGGCGCUGCCCCGCCUGUCUAUUGGGACUUUCGUGCCAUGUUGCAGUCCACACAAGGUUGGGAUGCCAAUAUAGUACUCCCAUUCAGUGUUGCCACCGCGUACCGGAUCCUGUCUGACGACCUGCCGGCACGAGUUGAAGUUGAAGAAGGUGGCCGCCUGACUAGGGCUGCUAUUGCGGAAGCCCUUGAGAAAGAUCCAGCAGAUCUCACAAUUGUGCCAGCGCUCCCUCCGAUUCGGGAUAUUUUUAGCCUGGGCUGGACCUCUGAGACUGUCUUUGUCGCGUCUACCCUCAUCCCGAGACAUCGACGGGACCCAGCUGGCCCUAAGGUCCUUGUUAUUGACCAACGGCCUGUUUUUCAGGGCAUCACAUGGCGUCUUCUAGAGAGUGAGCUUCUCGACUUGCAACAAUUCGUUGAUGACUAUGCCAAUACGUGUCCUGAUGGCUACCAUGUCUCUGUGCAAGGGGCCCCCUCAUUCGAGGCAGAGGAUGGCACUUAUCUUCGCAUUGAGGAUGGCAGACACCUCGUCGUUCAAUUUGUCCUCCCACAUGACCAGCCGACCAGUGAGGACGAGGAGUCAGACCAGGAUGCCGAUCUCCAUGACACUACCGCUGCAUGUGACAGUGAUGAUGCGGCACCUUCGCCCUCUUUUCUGCCUCAUACUCCUGCAACUGAUCGCAGCCGCUCACCGAGAGGCAGCCUGGAGCACGACGAUCCUCCGCUUGGAGAUGCGGCAUCAGCUGACGUUGACCCAUGUGUUCUCUGUGGCAUUGAGUGCGCCGUCCUUGCCCCUGAUUUUACGCCGGACAGAUUCCAGGUUGAGGUACAGGUGCCAUGCCCACUUCCUCUAUUCUUAGGCCUCACCACUUUCGCUCUCUUCGGCAUCAAUCGUGCCGGUCACAUAGGACGCCCUGCCUUUCAUGACCUAUACUCUGGGGCUCCUGCAGGGGCUCCUGAACAAGAUGCACAGGAGCUUUUUGAUGCCGCACGGUUCGUUCUUGGGCUGUUUUGUGCAUUUGUUGAAAGCCAAUGGUGCAUUAUCCUUCUUCUUGUCAUCGGCGGUAGCCGGAUCGGACUUGUUGCAAUCCGUGCCGUUACUACCGGCGCAGUUGAUGCCUGCCUUCCUGACUCCUGGGCCCCAACUGUCCGACGCCUUCAUUAUGACACAAGCAUUGUUCGUGGUCUCGGCAGGGGCCCGGUUUUGCAUGUCAUUUUCCUUGCCUGCAUCCAGCUGGCCUCUGGUAUGCAGGGCACCCACAUACGACACAAGCUACCUGAUGAGCUUGUUGCUCGACCGUCACAACGCGACCUUGCUAGGUCUGUUGCCGGUAGGGCAAGACCUGUUCCUACCCCGUGUCGGACCCACCACAGUGCCUUUGACUCCCGGGUCGAUUCAAGCCUCACGGGUCAUGGGCCCGGGGAUUUUCCAUUCGAGCGUGACGAUUUGGUUACAUUGCUUGAGCAGAGUGUUGGCAAUGGUGCUCCUGCCUUCAUGCUUGCCGCUACCUGUCUCGACACCCUCAUUGAGCACUUUGCCGAGGUGAGAGCCGAUCUCUCUAGUAGUGCUGCUGGUCCAGACGGUGGCUUUCUCCGCCUGAGUGCCUGCUUGCCCGCAUGUCCGGUCGUCGACGUCACUGCUGUAGCCAUGCAUACGCCGUUCACCCCGGAGCAAAUUGCGGGUGUGCUUGGUGGCUUUUGGCAAGCAGACUCCGAGUUACCUCCCCAUAUCUCACUUCAUCCCGCUACUGUUCACGCCCUCAAGGCACAUGUCAGUCCUGCUGACGUGGUUGGAGCCGGCAUUGCCCGCAUUGAGGUUUUCACUGAUGGCUCCUUCGAUGGCUUGCGAAGUGCGUGGGCAUUUGCUGCUGUCGCCCACUCUAGCAUUGGCUCGUGCCUUUUUGCAUGGGCGCGUGGGGAAGUCGCGCUGGUCGCGCAACCGUGGUUCAUUGGGGUUACAGAGCAUUCUGCCCUCAACGCCGAGCGCUCUGCCUUGUUCUGGGCGCUUUGCUGGCUUCUGGGUAUCAACCGUGCCAUUCCUCGCUCCCUUCACAGUGAUUGCUUGGUUGCCGCAGGACAGGCCAGAGGUACCUUCGGUUUCUCUAGCGGGAUUACUGUUGCUAGCGCGUGCCGUGCACUUACCCAGGUUCUUGAAACCAUUGGUGGCUUCACCGCCAGGUCUAUUUCGCACGUCAAAGGGCAUGCUGGACACCCGUAUAACGAGCUAGUUGACGUUCUAGCCGGUGCUCAGGCUCUGGGCGACUCGUUUAUACCAGCCAGGUAUGAACGGCUGUGCACAUGGGCUGUUCAGGGCCAUCUUGACUGGUUGUGGCUUUCUGUUGCUGCGACCCUGCAGCCUCAAUACUGGCCAACUGUGCAAGGCACCUGCCUCACUGAUUUUACAGGCGUUGCCACGAUGACUAGCGGCGGACUUGAGCCACGAGACUUUUUUGGCCCGCAGAUUGCGGCUGCUACGGACCCGGCUGCACCUACCGCUGCUUUCCACAUCGAUGCGUGUUUCGUCUCUGUCAAUGUUCAAUCACUUUGUGAGGAUGAACGCAGUGCGUUGCCCAACCGGGCUCCGUAUGUCAGAGCCCAACUUGAGACGCUGGGUUGCUCCGUCGCUGGGCUUCAAGAGACAAGGGCAUGCAAUACAACCACUGUCCUUUCCCAAAGUCAUAUUCGGUACCUGUCCGCCAGAGACGCCAAGGGUUGUUAUGGAGUCGAGUUGUGGUUUGCCAGAACUGUGCCCUUUGGGUGGAUUGGUGAGAGACCAAUCUAUUUUGAGCCUGCCCAUUUUCGGGUACUGCACUGGGCACCACGCCUGUUAGUUGUCAGAUACACCCGUGGGUCCUUGCGCAUUGUUUUCGCUACCUGCCACGCGCCCUCCGCUGACAGUGCUGACCGACUUCCUUGGUGGAAGCAGUUUGUUGACAAGCUAUUAGUCCUUGCCAAUGGAGACAAAGUCGUCGUCUUGGGGGAUCUCAACCUCCGCCUUGAACAGGAGCUCCCGGGCAGGGUUGGUAGUCUUGUUAAUGGGGCCGACUCUUCCGUUCCCGAGCCCUUCUACAGGCUUCUUUCUGGCCUGGACCUUUGGGUACCGUCCACAUUCACAGGCUGCCAGAUUGGCCCGGGACAUACUUGGGUUGCGCCUGGAGGCAACCAGGUCUCACGCAUCGACUUUAUUCUCUUACCUGCAGGAUGGCAUGUCCCAUGGGGUGGGGCGUCCGUCUUACAUCAGAUCGAUUUUGGUCAAACAGGACUUGACCAUUUCGCAGUUUGCGUUAAAUUUGAAGUCCACCUGCAGGCGCGCCUUCCCUUCCAGACAGGGAAGCGUGCCUUUGACAUCCGGGCGGCGUGCAGUCCUGACUCUUCAGAGGUCAUCCAUGCCAUAUGCGAAGGUGUACCUCGUGUGGAUUGGACAAUAGAUGCCCAUCGGCACUAUCAUGCCGUUGCCUCGCAUGUUCUCAGGGGCCUUUCUGAGCAUUUCCCUGUGAGCGGCGCUGUCUGCCGACGCCCGUUCUUUUCUGAAAAGACUUGGGCCUUUCGCCAACAACGGGUUUGGUUGCGCAAACGGGUGCACAGAGCUAGCCAUAAACUUGCUACCUUCCUUAUCGCGAGUGCAUGGCGGGCUUGGCUUUGUGCUGAUGGGUUGGGUCUUUCUGUUGCCAGGACUUGGGGAGUCCUUCUCCGCAACCUGCAUUCUCUGCGUUUGUCCGUCACAGAGCUGCGUCGCCUCCGACCUUGUUUUCGUCAAUCGCUUCAACUCGACAGGCGUCAGUACUUGGCAGAAGUCGCCAAUCACGCCGCCACUUCUCGCACAAAGGAUGUUGUGCAGAAGUUAAGACCUCUGCUUGGCCCCCCACGGCGUAAGCAGCGGGGUGUUGCGCCGCUUCCCGUCUUGACUCUUGAGAAUGGCGAUCUGGCCUCGACGCCUGCCGAAGCCGACGCCCGCUGGCUUCGUCAUUUCAGUGCUGUUGAGAGCGGGGGUCCUAUCUCACCGGAAAGUCUUAUCGCACGCUGUUAUGCCAGACAGGGCGGUGUUGACCUCGAGAUGCUCCAGGUUACCAGGGAGGAUCUUCCCACGCGAUGGGAGCUUGAAGCAGCCAUGCGGGCUGCUAAGCUUGACCGCGCCUGCGGCAAUGAUGGCUUCCCUGCAGAUCUCCUCCAUCUGUUUCCCGGCCAGAUGUCGGAACUUUUCUACCCUAUCCUCAUGAAGGUUGCUUUCCGUUUGCAAGAACCUUUGCAGUUCAAGGGAGGCACAGUUCGGCAGAUCUGGAAGCAAAAGGGUCCCGUAGAUGACUGCUCGAGUUACAGGGGCAUUUUGGUUUCGAACGUGGUAGGGAAGACCAUGCAUUCUGCUUUUCGCAAAAAGUGCGGCAAAUGGCUGGAUGCCGUGGCGUCCCCUUUGCAGGUCGGCGGAAGAGCAGGAUUUCCCGUUCAACUGGCGGCGCAAUCCGCUAGGGAUUUUCAGACUGGUUUCCUCAGACAGAAGAAGAGCGUUGCCAUCUUGUUCCUGGAUCUGCGUGAGGCGUUCCACCGUGUGAUACGUCCUCUGGUGCAUGGCGGCGAUAUGGCCGAUGAACAUAUUGCUGCCAUCAUGCAAACUUUGCACCUUCCCCCGCACAGCCUCCAUCGCUUCCGGGCACACAUCAGGGAAGGAUCUUUGUUGGUUGGAGCAGGGGCGUCUCCUUGGGCCGCGGAGGUCGUUAAGGAGUUUCAGGCCGAUAGCUGGCUUACGAUCGGCAGCGGAUUGGCUGUCGUUGAGUCAGGAACGCGUCCUGGAGACGCGCUGGCGGACGUCCUGUUUUCGUUUCUUUUCGCUGCGGUUUUGGCUAAGAUUCGAGGGCAACUCGCCAGCAAAGGUCUUCAGGUCAGGCUGCCGUGGAGUGAGGAAUGGUUCCGCAACCUUGAGGUCGACCACGAGGCUGCUCCGGACUCCUCCCUUUCACCUAUCGAUGUUGCCUGGAUGGAUGAUCUUGCGGUUCUCCUCUCGGCCGAAUCACCGGAUGCCUUGGUCGAAACGGUUUGCCAGGCGUCGACCUUUUUGGUUGACGCUUGCUUGGAAGCGUUUCUACAGCCCAAUCUGGCCAUCGGAAAAACUGAAAUCCUCAUGUCCUUUGCUGGGGCUGGAUCACGCAAGCUUCGUUGUGAGAUCUUCCGCGACGCUGACCCCUCUUUGCCUCUGCGUUCCCAGCUCUGGCCUGAUGCUAGAGUAAGAGUUGUACCUAGGUAUCGGCACCUAGGUGGCACUCUGCGUUGGUCUGGGUCUCUUGAACCCGAGCUACGCUCCCGAGUAGCGCAGGCUUGGCAAGCUUUCAGGAAACACAAGAGACAGGUUUUUGGUUCUCCUGUUGUGUCGCACCGGGAGAAGGCUUUGCUCUUUCACUCCUUGGUGGUGUCUACACUACAGUACGGAGCCGGGUCUUGGUCACAGGAUCUCCCUGCAGUUGUCGACAAGGUCCAGCACACACUGCUGGCAAUGGCCCGGCAGAUGUUGCGUCCAGCAUACGACUUCACUGCUGCGUGCCACCUCGGAGCCCAGAAGAUCCUUGCGAUUGCGCGUCUACCGUCCGCUUCUGUCCUUUUGCACUUGGAACGCCUCCGACACCUUGCCAUUCUUGUGCGUGUGGCACCAGCCGACUUCUGGGCUAUUGUCCAUCAUGGUUCACUGUGGUGUCCUCUUGCUCGAGACUCUUUGAGUUGGCUUGCUGCGCAAACUUCCCUGAACGGCUCUGCGAGGCCGGAGCUUGCAGAUUGGGCUUCGGUCAGGGUGUUCCUCCUCGAGGCCCCGCAGGCAUGGAAACGUCUGGUUAGGCGUGCCCAGCGCACUGCGCUGCUUGUCGAGUUGUGGCAGGCAGAGGUGCAGCAUUUUCAUGGUCUCCUCCUCCGUGCCCUUUUGUCAGCUGGUGCAGUCUCUACGGAUGAUUCGCUGGUUUGCUCCUCUCAGUGUGAGAUAUGCGCAGUGUGUGGGCAGCGGUUCUCCACACUCCGCAACUGGAGUCACCAUGCAUUCAAAAGGCAUGGCAGAAUCAAAGAGUCGCGGUACUACGCUACCGGUUCUCAGUGUGCUGUUUGCUUGAAGCAGUUUGCGUCGACUUUCCACUUGAGCAAUCACUUGGAUAAUUCGGUUGCUUGCUUGGCUUCCUUGGUACACGGACAUCAGGCUUCGCCUGCUAUGCCGGGUCGCAACAGCAAAGGGUUUAAGAAGGUCCUUGACGUAAUGCUGCCUGCUGUUGUUGCUAGUGGACCUCGGCAGCCCCCUUGCAAUGGACACUUUGUUGUUGAAGCGCAGCGUGCACAUGAGGGCAUCCUUUCUGCACUGUCGGAGAUCUUUUGCCACCCGGAGGACCACCCCUCCUUUGAGUCCCUCGUCUGUGCUGCCCGCACCGCCUUUUGCGCUGCUUGUUUGCAACAGUCCCGUCUCUCCGCCACGGCCAAGGCUUGGAAGGCUAUGUUGGAGGAGGAGCUUGCUUCGUCUUUGGAUGUCGCUGCCCACUGGAUCGACUGGCAGCGUCGACUCGCGGACUUCCUAUGUUCUGUCGAUUUCGCUGAUUGGCUAGUCCCUGAUACGAAGGAUCCGCUGAGAGUCGUCGCGACAUUUCGGGAGGCCUCUGUCCUUCUGCCAUGGCUUUCCUUUGACUCCCUGUGCCUUCCGCCCCCGGGCCCAUACGAACCGGAGCGACGUAUUUUGGUUUCUGCUGAUCGUAUUGUCGGUGGUUGUCCAUGCGAUUUAGCAGUGCAGUGGCUUUCUCAUGCCUCCUGCAAGCAACAGCCUGAGCUUCUCGACUUCUUGGGAUGGGCCCAGUGUGGUGCUUCACUCAUCGUCGGGUUGUCUGUUGUUGGACUGCUGUCAUCCCUGUCUGUGCCAUCACCCGUCCGUAGUUACAAGUCCCUCGAGCCCAACCUGGCCUCGUUGCGGCUCUUUGCUGACAUUGUACGGGGGACCUUCUUUCUUUUGUCCAAGGGUGUGCGUGCCUUUGUUGUGUCCGCCCAGAUUGACUGCCCUGGACUUUCGGCACUGGGUAAUCUUGCCCCAGUCAAGGAGCGCAUUGGCAGUCAGGAGGUGUUGUCCAACUUUGGCAGGGUUUCGGCUGCUGGUUUUUGUUUCACUUCAAUUAAUGCAUGUACAUAG
Molecule: messenger RNA, 10761 nt
Organism: Symbiodinium sp. CCMP2456
Lineage: Eukaryota; Dinophyceae; Suessiales; Symbiodiniaceae
Source: the annotation of a GenBank genome assembly